AUGGCGGCAGCAGAGAAUUCAUCAGGUGGCGGAAGGAGGAAUUCCAACACUCAGCUCCUGGAAGAGCUAGAAGCGCUCAGUGAGUCACUCUACCAAUCCCACACGUCCACUACUACCACUCGAAGAACUGCCUCCCUUGCUCUUCCGCGAACCUCGAUUCCUGCAAUUGCUGCCGCGGCUAAAGUUGAGGAGAUCAAAGCCAAUAGCACCAAACCGCUGAGAAGGCGUUUGUCUUUGUCGCCUUGGCGCUCACGUCCAAACGAAAAUGAACACAAAGAUCGAGGCAAGGGGACGAGCAGUAUUAAUCAGCUGGAGCUGAAGAGCAAUGUGGAGGAGAGAUCAAGUAGCACAGAGAAAAAGGGUAUUUGGAAUUGGAAGCCGAUUCGUGCUAUAUCUCACAUUGGAAUGCACAAGAUCAGCUGCUUGUUUUCGGUAGAGGUUGUCACUGCACAAGGCCUUCCUGCUUCGAUGAAUGGCCUUCGUCUUUCCAUUUGUGUGAGGAAGAAGGAGAGCAAAGACGGAGCAGUUCAAACAAUGCCAUCAAGGGUCACACAAGGAGCUGCAGAUUUCGAAGAGACCCUUUUCUUUAGGUGCCAUGUGUAUUGUAGUUCUGGCCAGGGGAAGCCGAUGAAGUUUGAGCCACGGCCCUUUUGGAUAUAUGUGUUCGCAGUUGAUGCUGAGGAGCUUGAUUUUGGCAGAAAUUCCGUGGAUUUGAGUCAGCUGAUUCAGGAGUCCAUUGAGAAGAGCCAUGAAGGUAAACGAAUUCGCCAAUGGGAUAAGAGCUUUAGAUUGGCAGGGAAGGCGAAAGGUGGGGAGCUUGUUCUGAAGUUGGGGUUUCAGAUUAUGGAGAAAGAUGGAGGAGUUGGAAUCUAUAGUCAAGCUGAGGAUUUGAAGAGUGCUAAAUCCAAGACAUUCUCGUCUUCUUUUGCAAGGAAGCAGUCGAAGACUUCUUUUAGUGUGCCUAGUCCAAAGCUAUCAAGCAGAGAAGCAUGGACUCCUUCACAAAUAGGACAAUCUGCUCAUGAUCUUCAUGGAAUCGAUGAGCUGAAUCUUGAUGAACCCAACCCGGUUCCAGUAUCCUCUUCUUCUUUGGCGCAGAAGCCAAAAGAACCAGAAGUACCGAAGGUAGAGGAUCUUGAUCUUCCAGACUUCGAAGUAGUGGAUAAGGGAGUUGAAUUCCAAGACAAGGAAGGGGAAUAUGGGGAAACACAAUCAGAAAUAUCCCUUGAUGAAAAAUCAGCAAUAUCGAGUGAGGUUGUGAAGGAAAUUGUGCAAGACCAAGUGCAUAUGAAAAGAUUGACAGAGCUGGAUUUGAUUGCUCAGCAGAUUAAAGCUCUUGAAUCUAUGAUGGGGAAAGAAAAAACUGUCGCCAAAGACGAAGAAAUUGGAUCACAAAUAUUGGAGGCAGAUGAAGAAACAGUUACCAAGGAGUUCCUUCAAAUGCUUGAGGAUGAGGAUAUCAUAAAUGAGUAUAAGCUCACCCAAAGUGAUAUUCCACCACUACAGCUUGAAGGAGCUGAAGAUUCCAAAGAGGCUGAAUCCGAAGUAUUCCUUCCUGAUCUAGGAAAGAGCUUAGGCUGUGUGGUUCAAACCAGAGAUGGAGGUUACUUGGCAGCCAUGAAUCCUCUGGAUAAUGUGGUAGCAAGGAAAGAUACACCGAAACUUGCCAUGCAAAUAUCAAAACCAUUUGUUUUGCCACGGGACCAGUCCAUGAGUGGCUUCGAAUUGUUCCAAAGGAUUGCAGCCAUUGGACUUGAUGAAUUGAAUUCCCAAAUUUCGACUUUGACGAGCAUGGAUGACCUGAUGGAUAAAACCGCAGAACAGAUAGCUUUCGAAGGCAUUGCUUCCGCAAUCAUCCAAGGGAGGAACAAAGAAGGUGCAAGCUCGAGUGCUGCACGAACCAUUGCUGCUGUGAAAACCAUGGCAACUGCAAUGAGUGCCGGUAGAAAAGAGAGGAUUUCCACAGGGAUUUGGAAUGUGAAUGAAAACCCGUUAACAGCAGAGGAGAUUCUUGCAUUCUCAAUGCAGAAAAUUGAGUCCAUGGCUCUUGAAGCUUUGAAGAUUCAGGCUGAAAUGGCAGAGGAAGAAGCCCCAUUUGAUGUUUCGCCAUUGAUUGGCACCACAGCAACUGGAGGAAAAGUUCAAAAUCAACCACUUGCUUCUUCAAUAUCGCUCGAGGACUGGAUCAAAGACCACAGCUUGGUCGGUGUAGAUGACUCAUUACAACCAGGUGGUGGUCAUACCGAGACAAUCACACUGGCAGUGGUUGUUCAGCUGAGGGAUCCGGUAAGGCGGUAUGAGGCUGUAGGAGGCCCAAUGAUUGCAGUUAUCUAUGCAACAAGAGCUGAUAACACCGGUGCAGUGGAUAAGCAUGAGGAGGAGGAGGAGAAGAGAUUCAAAGUGGCGAGUUUGCAUGUUGGAGGGUUAAAGGUGAGGUCAAGAGGCGUUAGGAGAAAUGCAUGGGACAGUGAGAAGCAGAGACUAACUGCAAUGCAGUGGCUGGUGGCUUAUGGAUUUGCAAAGGCAGGGAAGAAAGGCAAACAUAGUGUGUCAUCGAAAGGUCAAGAUCUAUUAUGGAGCAUUUCAUCAAGAGUAAUGGCUGAUAUGUGGCUCAAAUACAUGAGAAACCCAGAUGUAAAGUUUACCAAUUGAUGGAUUGUGUAUUCUUGGGUUAGCUAUACCAUUUAUUUUUGUUUUGUAUUUUAUCUGUGGUGAGAUCUACAAGGGAUGAAGAGUGCAGGUACUGGGAUUCAUUAGUUAGCACAGUGAGAGUGACAGAAUGUAAAAUUUCAUAGCAGCUCCGAUUAAUAAAUUUUGAUGCAUAUGUGAAUAACUUAUCUCUACUA
Molecule: messenger RNA, 2846 nt
Organism: Rosa chinensis
Lineage: Eukaryota; Viridiplantae; Streptophyta; Magnoliopsida; Rosales; Rosaceae
Product: protein PLASTID MOVEMENT IMPAIRED 1
Exons: 1
Coding region: 1-2652 (883 amino acids)
Source: RefSeq, a predicted model, not a curated record